Messenger RNA from Daphnia pulicaria, 3680 nucleotides. RefSeq names its product NADPH oxidase 5-like. Gene Ontology annotation, molecular function: superoxide-generating NAD(P)H oxidase activity; calcium ion binding. Gene Ontology annotation, biological process: superoxide anion generation; defense response. The record is from RefSeq and is a predicted model, not a curated record. The transcript is spliced from 19 exons. Gene Ontology annotation, cellular component: NADPH oxidase complex; plasma membrane. Lineage: Eukaryota; Metazoa; Arthropoda; Branchiopoda; Diplostraca; Daphniidae. Bases 129 to 3413 code for a protein of 1094 amino acids.
GACUGCCUUACUCAAUUCACCCUUCAUAUUUAUCGCGCGUUUACGACAAUUUAAGCGAAACACAAUUUAUUCGUGUCACGAAUUUUAUACAAGGCGGAGACAUCGUCCCGCAACUCUUCGCAGCCGUUAUGGCAGACGCCGAUCCUUUGAAGGUGGGAUCUACUGAUCCAAACGAAAAAGCACUGCUAUCAAAAUCGCUUGCUCCGAGUUACGAUGCCAUGGAAGUGGCGGACGCAUUAUAUCCGGCGCUAAAGCUUGAGGAUUCGGGCAAAAGAAACUGGUUGUCGCAAGCUCAGCAGCGGACUCAAGCCCUCGCCAGUCUCGAGUCUCUGUGUAACAGUUAUUGCGCGAAAGAACAUAAAUCAGUAUUCCCCCUUGCCAGCUUUUGUCAGCUUUUCUCGCAAGAGAAUGUGCUGCAAGUCCUGUUCAGUUUAUUCGAUCACCAAUCCAAAGGUCAACUUGUACUCUCCGAUUUUAUCGAAAGUCUCAAGGAGAAACUCGGAGCCGAAGGAACUGAAUUCGUCGAUCUGCUGGAUACACUUUGGUACGUCUUUACUAAUGAAACCGAUGCGGGUUUCGAAACUUUUUGCCGCAUAUUCAAGUCAAAGGGGGUUUUAAUCAAACUUUAUACACUAAUCGACAAGAACAAGGCGGGUCAAGUGUCGGUAAACCAACUGACGGCUUUCUUCACCGAAUGCACUUCACAAAAUGAGUAUCGCGGCUCGGACAUAUGUGACCCACGACGUGCGGAAGCAUUAUUUCGAUCCAUUGCCAAAGACGACAGCCAGAUGCUCGAAUUUGAAGAUUUUAAAAAACUGAUACCAUCCAAAAACCCUUUUUUUGCCAAGCGCGUCUUCUGCAUUUUCGACAAGAGCGGAAGCAAUAGCAUUUCUUUGGCUGAAUUCCGUGAAGGAAUGCAACAGUUUUGUGGCAAAUCCGACGAAGAUAAGGUCCGCUGUCUCUUCCAAAUCUACGACGAAGAUGGGGAUGGCAUGAUCAAGCUCAGCGAAUUGAAAGCAGUUCUUAAAGCCUGCGUUGAAGAGAACGGAAUGAAAUUCAGCGAAAUGCAACUCGACGAGCUCACGAUAGCUCUGUACGAUGACGCACGGGAUUCCAGCGACGAUGUCAAUAGGGCUAGUGCAAAAGGACUGAGUUUCGACGAACUGAAAACUCAGAUGACUAAACACCCCGGACUACUUGAAAAUCUUUCCAUCAGCUUGGACCGCUUGCUUCAACCGAACGCCGAAAAGAAGAUUCAAAGUCAAUCAGUCUUCCAGUCAUUUAGUUCUUACGCCAAGAAUAACGUACCUUUCAUCACCUUCGUCCUUGCUUACGCAAUCGUCAAUAUUGGCUUGAUUGUUAGUCGGGGAAUUCAAUACAAAGACGAAAAUGUCUUCUAUAUUCUUGCAAGAUGUAGUGGACAAGCGUUGAAUUUCAACUGUGCCUUCAUUUUGGUUCUGAUGCUCCGUCACUGUAUCACGCUGUUGAGGCAGAUCGGUUGUGGUUACUUCCUGCCUCUAGACCUGCACGUCUAUCUGCACAAAGUUUGCGGUGGUGUUGUCGUUGUAUUGAGUGCAGUCCACACUUUGAUGCACAUAAUUAAUUUUCCUCUAAAUAUUGCUGAUAAUGUGGAGUCACCAGUAACAAAAGAAACUCAUUCCGCUAUAGAGUGGCUUUUUACAACUGAGCCGGGUCUCUUUGGACUUAUUCCCGGAUGGGCCAAUUUAACCGGAUGGGCUCUUGUUGGUAUUCUGACUAUCAUGGGUUUAUGCUCGCUUCCCUGCGUUCGCAAAAGUGGUUCCUUUGAGGUGUUUUACUGGACCCACUUGCUUUACAUUCCUUUUUGGGUUCUUCUGAUUCUCCACGGCCCCAAUUUCUGGUACUGGUUCAUCGGACCCGGAAUCUUAUUUUUUAUUGAGGGAACUGGUCGAUUUCGACUCCGGGUGACUGGCAAGGGUCGCACCUUCAUCAGUUCUGCUUUGCUCUUGCCGUCUCGCGUUACCCACCUAGUCAUUCGCAAGCCGGAGAAUUUCAAUUUUAAUCCCGGAGACUAUGUGUUCGUUAAGAUUCCCGCCAUCACUGCAUCCGAGUGGCAUCCAUUCACAAUCAGCAGCGCUCCGGAACUUCCAGAUGUCAUGUGGCUACACAUACGUUGUGCCGGAGGUUGGACAAACAAGUUGUACGACUACUUUGAACGAGAGCAAGCCAAGCUGUGUCUCAAGCAAUCUGCACAGAAUCAACAACACAAUGGCGGCGGUGAACCAGCCUGUCGUCAUUGCCAGCGCAUUCUCGAAAAUGACGCAUCUUUUUCCACGCAAAAUAUCAUGAAGGGAGUUCGAAGGCUUACUCGGACCUUUUCCAACAAAAAUCCUGUUGAUAAAUACGAUCAACUAGAAUCGUGUCGCAUGACUCUCAGACCGUUGAAGAACAGCGACCAGUUGAACGGUGCUCAUGACGAUCCUUCAUCGAGCAUUACUUUCAACCGAGCACAACCACCAGCGCUCAACAGAGAUCAGUACGACGAAGGAAUUUUGCGCGACAAGCAACACCAUCGAUAUCCCCACCACCAUCAGCAGCCUCGUGCGAUGAGCAUCCUCGUUCCCAUCGAGGAAACGCCCGGCAAAUCUAAGACUGGAUCAGAAGUCAGAAAGCGAGUGACGCCGCGUGCUUCGUACGCUCCCGAAAGUAUGCAGAAGAAGCCGGCCCAAAUCACUUCGCGGAAUGAGAAUAAGAGCGCACAACAACCGAAUAGCGAAAAACCUCAUUCGGUGGAAGGCGUGCACAUCUAUUAUCCACUAGAAAUCGCAAUUGAUGGCCCUUACGGAACUCCUUCCAGUCACAUCUUCCGCGCUCAGCAUGCCGUUCUCGUGGCGGCCGGAAUAGGUGUCACACCGUUCGCCAGUAUUCUGCAAUCAAUUAUGUACCGCUACUACGUUAGUCGGCAAUCUUGCCCCAGGUGUCACCAUUCAUGGGUAUCCCAAAUGCCCGAUUCCAUUAUGAAUCUGAAAAAGGUUGACUUUUUCUGGAUCAACCGCGAACAACGCAGUUUUGAGUGGUUCGUCGAGGUGCUGUCGCAACUGGAAAUGGAGCAAGCUGAAAUGGGUAGCGCCCUGGGCCGAUUUCUCGAUUUGCACAUGUACAUCACAAGUGCACUGAAGAAGACCGAUUUAAAAGCUGUUGGACUGCAAAUGGCUCUCGAUUUAAUUCACGCUAAGGACAAACGUGAUUUGGUGACGGGAUUGAAAACUCGCACCAACGCUGGCCGACCCAACUGGGACAAAAUCUUUCAGAAAUUAGUUGACGAAGAUAAGGGGAAGGUAACGGUGUUCUACUGCGGCCCUCCGCAAUUGGCCAAGGAACUGAGAAAGAAAUGCAACGAAUUCGGCUUCGGUUUCAGCAAAGAAAUUUUCUAACCGAAACCCACAACUUAUUACUUUUAUCAGUGCGGUAUUCCUCAAUUUUUACCCUUCUUUCAAAAGUCUGCUUAAUAACUUUCCGAACUUACUUUAAGACUUCCUUGUGUGGGUAGUAAAAGUAUGUGAGCGCAACGACCUUAUUACUUUGAGCUUGUUAUUUUUUGUUUUUCCGCAUUGCUUAUAUUCACACAAAAAAAUGUUUGCAGUGAAGAAGCGAAAGCUUAUAUGUUUGGCCUAGAGCUAAUAAUAAAGAUUUUAACUAUA